GCCUACACGGCUCAAAGCAAUGGACCCUGAAGGUACCACGCUGGACUUUCAUGAACCGCUGCGAGAAAGCGGAAGCUGUCAAGGAGAGUGAGAUUGAAGAAGAGUCCAAUGGAAUGUUUUUGUUGACCUUCUUUGCGAUGUUUGCCGACCAGUUGCCGGUGGAUACUGAGUUCAUUGAAGCAUUGGUGUGGGCAUCACUGCAGUUGGGCCUCAAUCCGCACUUGCGGAACCGUGCAGAACACCAAGCGAAGAACUCAGCUUGGGCAGAGGGUGAAAGUGCAAUCCUGCGCUCCUUUGUUAGCUACGUGAUGACGCGGGUAGACAAUGAAAACAAUGAUGACAAUGACGAAGAGAUAACACCCACAGAACCUGAAGAAUCGGAGGAGGAGGAGGAGGACCACCAGGAUGAAAACCAUGAGGCAAAGGAGAAGAAAGAAACAUAUGAAACGGAGGAAGCCAACAGCGAAGAACUGGGUCUUUUGGAAGAUGCCCCCGCAGAGGAACCGGAGGAAGAGGUGAAGGUGGUUGAUGAGCCCUUGGAUGAUGAUGAUGAUGUAAAAGGUCGGGAACCCACUGUUGAAGUUGUUGGGAAGGGUUGCACUAGUUCAGCUACUGGUCCGGUGAAUCCCGAUGCUGUUGACACCCUCUCAUGGUCAUGGGAUGACUACUGGUUUGAAGCUGGCUCCCAGCCAACAAAAGAAGAUAUGGUGGCUUGGAAAGAGGAAGGGUACAAAUUCACUCCCAAAGAGCUGGCUGCUUUCAACUUGAGCCCAGAUGGCAUGCCAUCGCAUGUCAAGCCAGGCAAGCGAUUGAGACAGGAUACAGGGAAAGGUCCCGAGAAUGCAGAAAAUACCCAUGAAAAGGUAGAACCGGGGUCAAGUCAUAUGGGUGAAGAGCAAAAAAAUGAUACGUACAGCGUUUUGGCCAGUGAUGAUGACGAUGCCGACAAGCAGGCGUUCAAGGCACAGAAAAAGAUGAGAAAGGCAGUCCGAGAAGAAGAACAGGAGGCAGAGGAUCCCGAUAAAUUCCUCAGAGAAGCUGAGGAAGCCUCAGAUGAUGAAAACGAAGAGCCAGAAGAGAAACCAACCAAGAAAAAGAAACGUGAUCAAGAAAAUUGCGAUGAACAUGCAAAGGAAGACAAGGCCCACAAAAAGAGAUCCAAAGACGGAAAGAACAAGGAACAUUCUGGAAAGGAUGAACCGAAUGAUGAUUCGAAGGAAGGACAACAGAAAGAGAAACGAAGCCCUGCAAUCAAUCUUGAUCUAGCGACAUCGAACGAGGAGAGUGAGGAGGUAGAGGUCAUGAGUAGCAAAGGAACACCUGAAAAGCAGCAAGGCAAACCAACAAGCAAGUCCAGCAAGGUUGAAAAACCGGCAGGCAAGCCCAAGAAGGAUAGCAGGAAGCUCGCUGACAGCCCAUUUGUGAAAAAGACCCGUGAGAACCGUCAGCGGGACAAAGCAGAGCAGGAAGUAGGCAAGCAUCUGCAAAAGAUGGCGAUGAAGGAUGAGACUGAGAAGCAAGAACAAAACCCCCCCAAAAAAAAGAAGGCAAAAACAGACCCAGCAGUCAGAAACCUGGACCGAGAGUUCAAGGAAGCGGAGGAUGGAGUUGAAGGGGGGGAUGUGGCCAGACGGGAGCUCAUGGACUUUCUGAAGUCGUACACCCUUUACGCACCAGACAACUUGCCCAACCCGGCGAAAGAUGGUGCAGAGCUGUCGGCCAUUUCCCCAGUGCUGGCCUACCGGAGCUUCUAUGUCUACCCGGUCCCCAAAGACAUCCCCCGAGUGGAAAAGGUGAACGCCUACCUCCAGCUGAGGUUCAAGGCCAGAAACCGUGGUCCUGUGCUCAGCUCUUGGCUGGAUGGGAAGCAGUGCCAGAGUCCUGACCGUUUGGGUGGCUGUUACAUUCGGUCGACUAUGUCAUCGAGCAUGCCACAACCCUUGAAGCGACAAAGCAAGUGGGGCACCCAGUUUCAUUAUGGAAAACAGUGUGGAUGGCUGACGGCAGUGCAUUUGAUACUGAAGCUCAAGCCUGGCGCGGUGGCUCACUGCGGCCCACCAUGUGGGAGCUUCGUGUGGUUGAAUUCUGCUACUUCACGUAGUCCUUACUUGGAAAAGUUGUACCGAAGGACGUCGAAGGCCUUGAGGGCAAAGGUGGCCGCACGAGCAAAGACGACCACAAAGUCAGGGGCAAAAGGUCUACGUGCUUCAGCCGUGUACCCACUGCGCUAUGGAAAGGCUGUGGCAUCCUACCACAAGAAAUAUGUGCUGGUCCCAGGGACAUUCAGGGAAUCGCAUGCGGCGCUUGACGAUGUCAAGGCAUUCUUGAAGGAUGACGCAGGGGUAAGGGUUGAUGAGGCAAUGGAUAAGGAUGAAGCUGCUGAAAAAGAACACACGAACAUGUCAAAGGCUGAGAAGAAGUUGGCCAAAGCAAAAGAGCAAUCCAGGUCGGACCCAACGGCCACCAAAAGCCUUGAAAAGGAAGUUCAGGAGGCCAAGGUGGCCAAAGUGGAGCGAGGUGCCAGUGCUGCUACAAUUCCAGGCACUGAUGGGCCAACUGAAGGUACUGGAGGGGGAAAUGCCAAAGCAGUCACUACUUCUGCUCAGCCAGGACUCCAUAGAGAUAUCAAAUCCAAGCGUAUCCUUGAGUCACAGCCAACCUUACACUAUGAAGGUGAGGAGGAGACCAACCCAGCCAAGAAGAAACAAGCCACGGCUUCCAAGGCCAAGCCAAAGCCUCCUCAAGAUGCAGGCCAAGAAAAGAAACAAAAGAAUGCUACCAGAACACCGGAUGCAAAGGCACUUCCUAAGCCGACCAGGGCAACCUCGCCCAAGAUCGAAGUAACCACCCCAGAUCCAACCACUGCCAGUGCCGUGCAGCAGAGCCUCAAUCGAGCUCCGACAUUUGUCGAGGCCCAGCAGCUUGCAUACCAGUCCUCUGAGUCAGACUCUGAGGAGAAUGGGGGUGGUGGGGAUCCGGACCCUAAUGUACCGACUGCAGAGCAGGUUGCAGCCAAGAAGAGGGCCCAUGCUCGCAAGACGUGCCCACCAGAGAUCCAGAAAGCCGCUAAGGCGGCGCAUCGUUCAGAUAAGAUUGCGAUCCUAUUUGAUCAGUGGUUGACGUGCGAGGGGCACUGGCGACAGUCAAGCCUGUUCCUGCAACUGAAGACUGAGAAGCGAUUUCGGAAGAGGGGGGCCCGGAAGUGGCUCACGGAAUCAGAACUUGCCAUGCGCUACGGAAGUACAGACAUGGCCAGAAAGAUCGUGCAGGCCAAACUGGACGAUCCAGACAUGCAAAGCCAUGUGCGUCCCCAUCCGGAUUGCCCACACGGGGCUGAUAUGAAACAGUUCCUGGUUUGGACUAACGACAGCGAAGAGGAUUUGGAAGAUGCCGUGACCACAAGCCUCUUUAGUGCCAUGGAUGAUGACCAGGAGGACACUCGUCGUGGGCGAAGCAGGACGAGGAGCAACCGUAGAAAGGACAAAGGUAAGAAGAAGAAAACGAAGUCAAAGAAAGAUUCCAAAGCACCCAAGAAGGGAAAGAAGACAAAGAAAAGAUCCACAUCUUCGGAGAGCUCCCAGUCCAGCAGCAGUAGCUCAUCUGAGUCGUCUGCGGCAAAGUCAAGUUCCCAGUCUUCUUCGUCGCCGAGUCGCAAGGACAAGAAGCGUAAGAGGAAAUCAGGGGAUGGAAAGCAGGACAAGAAGUCAAAAGGAAAAGAUGGCAAGCCAAAGACAGAAGACAAUGGCAAAAGAAAGGGACACAAGGAGGAAACCGAGGAGGAGAAACACAAGCGUGAAAAUAAGGAGAUUGAAAAGAAAUCCAAGGAGAUCAUUCGCAAGAAAUGCGCUGCUGCUAACAAGGCUGGUCCUGAGUUGGCUAUGUUCACCGUGGUGACGAAACUGGCAAACUGCCUUGCCAAAGCAUCCCUUGCGGAAGUGAAAGCUCAAAGCAUGUCGACGAACAUGAAGGACAUGUUGAUCGCUGAGAUCAAGCCUCACACGAAAAAGUUGCAGAAGGACCGAGAAGGUUCUGAUUACCGGGACGAGAAGAACAAUGAUGUGGUUCAACAAGCAGUUGAAGAUGUCAGCAUGGGAAUCAGCUCUGUCCACCGGGCAAUGAAGAGAAUUCGAGCGCAUGUGAAGGAGAGUGGUGUCCUUGCUGUGCACAGCGACAGCGUCAAGCUAGGAACCAAAAGUGGUCACAAUGAUGCUCGUGAUUUUUUUGGCUUCACAUCUGUCCCUGAGAUUGAAAAAAUCUGGGUUCCGGUGGCGGAUGAGAAGAACCCGAACGGCUACUGCCUACAGGAACAACCCAUUCUGUUUCCCCAUCGCAUUAUCUGGUGGGUGAAAUUCGAGGGGACUGGGAAUUCCACAAGCUCCUUUGGAAAUUCAAGUGCUCUUGGAAUUCUACACAAGUAUGCUUUCUGUGCGACGCUGUCUCAAAAGACCUUGGCGAACAUGCUGGCGGAGCAGCUGCUCUACUGGGGAGCAGGAACUUUACAACAGAAACUGGAUCGAGCUUAUCAAGGUUCACAAAAAAUCUGGAGACAUCUUGCUCACUGCGAAGGCCUGGAAUGGCAGAUUGAUCUGCGCGCUGAUGAGAAAUGCUAUGCGCUGACAGUAGCUCAUGACACUGUGAUUGAUGGCCCUUGGAAAAUGC
Molecule: messenger RNA, 4659 nt
Organism: Cladocopium goreaui
Lineage: Eukaryota; Dinophyceae; Suessiales; Symbiodiniaceae
Source: the annotation of a GenBank genome assembly